AUGUGACCAUCUGCUGAAAGUUCUUUUGCCACCAUUGCGUUUCUUUCUUUGCUCUUGCUCUUGCUCUUUCAAACAAACACGCACACGUCUCAAUCGCCGAUACACUCAUAAACUCAGUGCAUCGCUAGCUUCUUUCUUCAUUCAGUACAAGGAUACUAAGGAAUAACGCCUACUCUGCUAGGCUUGCACCAUUCAUUAGCUAUUAUGGACGCCAUCAAUGCUCGAAAGAACUUUGAGUUCAUCAACAAUAUCCGUUCCAUCAACCCAGAGCAGGACCAGAUUUAUUAUUUUGAUGAGGCCGAGCAGAAGCGCAUCCUCAAUGAAUCGCCGUGGAAGGAGGAUCCUCACUAUUUCACACACAUCAAAAUCUCUGCAGUUGCCUUGAUUAAGAUGGUUAUGCAUGCACGAUCCGGAGGCAGUAUCGAGGUCAUGGGGAUGAUGCAGGGUAAAGUGCAUGGUAAUACCAUAAUCAUCAUGGAUGCCUUUGCCUUGCCUGUCGAAGGGACAGAAACUCGAGUAAAUGCUGCUGUAGAAGGUUACGAGUACAUGGUCCAAUACGUGACACAGAUGAAGGAGGUUGGCCGUCUCGAGAACGCUAUCGGCUGGUAUCAUUCACAUCCAGGGUAUGGUUGCUGGUUGUCUGGAAUUGACGUAAACACACAGAUGCAAAACCAGAAGUUUCAGGACCCUUUCGUGGCUGUAGUUAUUGAUCCUAACAGAACCAUCUCUGCUGGCAAAGUUGAAAUCGGAGCCUUCCGCACCUACCCUGAGGGAUAUAAAGCUCCUGAUGAAGGUCCGUCUGAGUACCAGACAAUCCCUUUGAAUAAAAUUGAAGAUUUUGGAGUUCAUUGCAAACAGUACUAUCCUCUGGAAGUUUCGCACUUCAAGUCGACAUUGGAUACGCACCUUCUGGACCAACUCUGGAAUAAAUAUUGGGUCAACACACUUUCACAGUCACCUCUUCUGUCGAAUCGCGAGUACGCUGCCCGUCAAAUGUCAGACCUAGCAGAAAAGUUACAGAUGACUGCUUCGAUGGCGUCGCGGACGGGUGCUGGAGGGUUUGGGCCUAUGGCAAUGGGGGGUGCAGCCUCAUUCUCCAAGGAUAAGAAGAAGAAGCAAGAGGAAAGUCAGCUUGGCAAAAUCACACGAGAUAGCAACAAGAUCUCGGUGGAGGCUACCCAUGGCUUGAUCUCCCAGGUGCUCAAAAGUGUGCUUUUUACAGCCAAUUCUCAUCAAAAUCAGGAUGAUAAGAGCGCACUAGGACAUUUGCCAGAAACUCAUUCAGAUGCUGCAGGAGCAACAAAGUAGACAUGUUGGACAAUAACGGGCCAUCAGAGCUGCUUAGUGUACGAGAUUUGUAGAAGCUUCAUCUGAUCAAGAAAAUCAAGA
Molecule: messenger RNA, 1389 nt
Organism: Lobosporangium transversale
Lineage: Eukaryota; Fungi; Mortierellomycota; Mortierellomycetes; Mortierellales; Mortierellaceae
Product: Mov34/MPN/PAD-1 family protein
Exons: 6
Coding region: 205-1308 (367 amino acids)
Biological process (GO): protein deneddylation
Cellular component (GO): COP9 signalosome; cytoplasm
Molecular function (GO): deNEDDylase activity; metallopeptidase activity; protein binding
Source: RefSeq, a predicted model, not a curated record